UAUAAACACUCUCAACUUUGUCGCAUAACACCAAAAUUAUCUGCUUUGUCUUUUCAAUUCUGAAAUUUGCUUUUCUCGCUCAAUUUUAAUUCACAGCUCUCAGUUUUCUCAGUUCUGUUCAUCAAUGGAGACUCCUUCAUCAACUAAAAGAGUCACUAGAUCUCAGACAACUCUUAACAACAUCCCCUUAUCAAGAAAGAUUGAGGAUUCAAAAUCAAGAAAAAGUGGGAAUGAAACUCAAAAUCAAGAUAGGUUUGCACUGAUUGAUAUAACGAAUGACUCGCCGAUUGUUGGUCUUGCAAUGGGAAGUUUAGAGACCCCAUCAUCAACCCUAGCCAAGAAAAGCAGCAACAGAAUCAAGAACGCCAUGAACACACCCGGUUCUGGAGAGGCCUUACUUAGAGGUCAAGUAAAGACCCUUCUGCAGAAAGUUGAAGAAGAAGCUGUUCUUUCCAAGAUUUCAUUGGAAAACCGUCCCUUUCUUCAUCUUCAAGGGUUUGUGAGUAAUUCUCCCAUGGGACUUCUUGCUCCUACUCCUGCUAACACACCACAAAUCCCUAAUCUCAUUGAAGACAAUAAUGGAACUGCUUUGUCAACUGAUUCUUUGCCUGUAAUUGAAGAACAGUUGAAGAUUUGUCAGGUGGUGAGUGAGAUCUUUGAAGGGGGUCUUGAAACACAGAAGAGUCUAACAAGAUCAUUACUCUUGGAUUUCUCAGAGAAAUCAGAAAUUUGUGAUUCUUCAUCAUCAGAAUGCUCUACAUAUGAUGAGGUCAGCAAAGGAACAACUUAUUCAUCAUCAUCGCCGUUAAAAGACGACGAUAGUGCUUCGGAUUGGUCGAUUCAGGUGAAUGCAAGCACACAUGAUGAGGAAGAAGAGGAAGAUUAUGAAUAUGAAGAAGAGUGGGGGGUUGAUGAACUGUGUGAAGGGAUUGGGAAAAUUAAUGUAAGUGAGAGUAAUAAUAAUGGGGAAAGAGGGAAGCAUACAAGGUUUGUGUACAACAGUGAUGAGGAUGAGAUUGUUGAAGAAGAAGAAGUUUUGCAUUUGAAAGGGUUGCCUACACCUCAAGGCAAGCAUCUGCGCUUUUCAAUGGAAGAUUGAAGAUUGAAGACUGUGUUGUGAUUCUUAGUUCUUAGUUAGUGUCUCUCUUUGACACCACACAAGCUUGGCUUUUCUUUAGCAUUUUGAGAUUUUUGUAUUUCUGUUUUUGGUUCUUUAAAUAUUGAUGAAAAUUGGAAAUUGUUUAUUUGAGAUUAUUGAUCACUUCAAUAACUACAUUGGUUUCUCUUU
Mercurialis annua (annual mercury) is the source of this 1288-nucleotide messenger RNA. RefSeq lists its product as uncharacterized. Lineage: Eukaryota; Viridiplantae; Streptophyta; Magnoliopsida; Malpighiales; Euphorbiaceae. Bases 125 to 1099 code for a protein of 324 amino acids. The transcript is spliced from 3 exons. The record is from RefSeq and is a predicted model, not a curated record.